Aspergillus caelatus is the source of this 1043-nucleotide messenger RNA. RefSeq lists its product as uncharacterized. The record is from RefSeq and is a predicted model, not a curated record. Bases 164 to 901 code for a protein of 245 amino acids. The transcript is spliced from 2 exons. Lineage: Eukaryota; Fungi; Ascomycota; Eurotiomycetes; Eurotiales; Aspergillaceae.
GUGUAUGCGAUCCCUGGUCCGGCGGGUGUGACCCUCAUGAAUCAGCUGGCGUGGUAUCCGGGGAACACAAACCAUGCGCACAAUGGUCACAAUGCUUCCGCAUCUGUGACAGGUCAGUCUGACAUACGGCUGCUUAGCCUUAUUGAUUUUGACUCAAGGUAAAAUGCCCAGUCUCUGGGGGUUCAUUCUUGCCAUCCUAGGGACAAUUUUGGUUCUCAGCAUGAUUGUUUUACUUUGCUACCAACUGGUACAGAAGAGGCGCCGGGAGAGGCUGCAACAGAGGAUUGAGUCUGGAGAGGCAGACAUGGAGAUGUUGGGUUUGCACCUCAUGAAAGUCCCACAGGAGAUCUUAGAUACACUGCCAAUAUACACAUAUCCGGAUUGGAGCGCAUUGGGUGACACCACUGAGCCCAACGACAAGAGUUCUUUACGGUCCAAGGAACUCCAAGAAUGCACAGAGAAACAGGAGGAAACAGACACGAGCCCCGACACCAUCACAGCGACUGAGGUACGGGAUGACAAGAAAGAAAGCCAAGAAAAUGAAGAGUCGGGAGGGGAACACUUGUCGGGCAAUGCCGACAACUCCCCCAGCGCGCCGUCCCGUUCGUUGUCAACCAACGCCUGUGCCAAAGGCCGCCCUCCCAAGCUUAAGAGAUUGAGCCACUCGCAAACCACAUGUGCCAUCUGCCUCGAGGACUUCGUCCCGCAUGAGUCUACUGUCCGCGAACUCACCUGCGGUCAUAUCUUCCAUGUCGAGUGCAUCGAUGCGUCGCUGACGCGGAAUAGCUGUCUAUGUCCGAUGUGCAAGAAAAGUGUUUUGCCGCCAGGGUAUUACCCGGCGCCUAUCACCAAUAGAGUAGUUCAUCGCGAUUUCAUGAUGCGGAGGGCGAAUUCGGCUUGAGUUGGAUUUUGUUCAGUGGUUGGUUUAUGUGGCUGUAUUUGAUGGAUAUACGUUAUGAUACCCUGCAUGGUUGGCUGUUUGUUUUUUGGUAUAGGUCAUAUCAUAUAAUACAUAGAUCUUCAGCUUUUAAUUUUGGGUCUUG